AUGGAAGAUGAAGAGACGGAGUCAUCAGCCCCAAAAUCUGAGCUGAUUCGAGAACCAGAUCUCCUAUCCGACGUGUCAGAGAUGAAACAGGAUUUGAUCAAAAUGACUGCCAUCCUGACUGCAGAUGCAACAGAGAAAUCAUCCUCCUUAUCAGGGUGUGGUCUAGAGAAAGGGACUGAGGACGUUUCUGGAGAACCAUUAGAAAUAAUGGAGAAGGACUUAGAAAGAGUCAAAGAGGACCUAGAAAAAGUCAGCGAGAUACUGAGGAGUGGAACAUAUCAGGGGGAGGUGACAGAGGACGCAGCAAAGGCAGCUAGAAUGGCAGAGGAGUGGGUUCUCCUUUCAGACAACGCAGGCCUGACCACCGUUAGCUCCUUUGGCUCCUUUGGCUCCUCGCUUCUCCACUGCCUGACCAGUCGGCCACUUAAUGCCAGCGCACGCAGCACACGUGCACAGCCACGUUCUGACCCGCUGACCAGCUGA
Menidia menidia (Atlantic silverside) is the source of this 483-nucleotide messenger RNA. The record is from the annotation of a GenBank genome assembly. NCBI's taxonomy places the organism in Eukaryota, Metazoa, Chordata, Actinopteri, Atheriniformes, Atherinopsidae.